Molecule: messenger RNA, 2316 nt
Organism: Gymnodraco acuticeps
Lineage: Eukaryota; Metazoa; Chordata; Actinopteri; Perciformes; Bathydraconidae
Product: all-trans-retinol 13,14-reductase-like
Exons: 13
Coding region: 132-1967 (611 amino acids)
Molecular function (GO): oxidoreductase activity
Source: RefSeq, a predicted model, not a curated record
UUGGAGGAUAUCCUUUCUUAGUCUUUGCUCUCCUACCUCUAAUUUGGAAUCUUGUAUGUUCUUCUUCUGAGUUUUCCUCGUUGCUCUCUUUUCCAUCUUGCUGUGUAGUGAACACACCGCUCCCCUCUGCGAUGUGGUGGUGGCUGCUUGGCGUUUCGAGCUGUGUGCUGCUGGUGGUGGUGGUCGUCUUCUUCCUGAUCACCGGGAGACGCUACAAGGUGUUCAGCGAGAAGUGCCUGAGGCCCCCAGGACCCCUGGUGACUGACAGCAGGCAGAGAGACGACAGGCUGAAGAGAGGGUUUCGUGUGGACCGAGUACCCCCCGCUCUGGAUGCGGUGGUGAUUGGCAGCGGUGUGGGAGGUUUAACAGCAGCAGCGGUUCUGUCUAAAGCCGGAAAGAGGGUCCUCGUUCUGGAGCAACAUGAUCAGGCUGGAGGCUGCACACACACCUUUCAGAAUAAGGGAUUUGAGUUUGAUGUGGGUAUCCACUACCUGGGCCAGCUCCAUGAGGGCAGCCUGCUGAGGGUGGCUCUGGAUCAGAUCACAGAGGGACAGUUGCAGUUCACAAAGCUGGAGCAGCACUUUGACACACUGAUCCUGGGUCAGAAUGACCAGCGCAGGGAGUACCAUAUCCAUUCAGGGAAGACUGAGAUGGCAGAAAGCCUGAAGAAGCAGUUCCCAGGAGAGGAGGAGGCCAUUGAUGAGUUCAUGAGAUUGAUGAAGCUUGCUUCACGGCGGACCCCACUUAUCGCCACCUUGAAGAUCAUACCUUAUUGGCUUGCUAACUUCCUGGUUCGAACCGGCCUGUUGGAUCGCAUAUCUUCCGUGUUCAGCCUGGCAACAACCAGCCAUUCAGAAAUGAUGUCCCGUCUCACACAGAACAAGGACCUGCAGGCACUGUCUGCGUACCUCUUCUAUGGUGUCCCUCCUAAAGACUCCAGCUUUCUGAUCAAUGCUCUCCUUCUUCAACACUACAAGCGUGGCGCGUACUACCCACGUGGGGGCGCCAGUGAGUUUGCCUUCCACAUCAUCAAUGUCAUUGAGAAGGCGGGCGGUGCUGUUCUCGUCCGGGCUCCGGUACAACGCGUCCUGCUCAACCGGCAGAACAAGGCCUAUGGUGUGACGGUGCUCAAAGGACAAGAAGAGAUUGAGGUCCAUGCCCCUGUUGUCAUUUCUAAUGCUGGCAUUUUCAACACAUUCGAGAAGUUUCUACCUCAGCCCAUACAGGAGAAACCAGAGAUCCAGUCACUGUUGGGUUUGGUGCGCCACGGCAUGGGUUCCUUCUUGGUCUUUGUUGGUCUGGAUGGAACCAAAGAGGAGCUGGGCAUCGUUUCCACCAACUUCUGGAUGUAUAAAGACAAUGACUUGGACUCACUUAUGGAGAAAUACUCUUCCCUGAGCAGAGAGCAGGUGUUGGGGAACAUUCCCAUGAUGUUCAUCACCUUCCCAUCUGCUAAAGAUCCUACAGCCAAAUUCAGACACCCAGGUAAGUCCUGUAUGACGUUGCUAACCAUGGCUCGCUAUGAGUGGUUCGAGGAAUGGGAGGGGACAAAGCUUGGCAAGCGGGGACAGGACUACCUGGAUAUGAAGAACAGCAUGUCCCAAGAGAUGCUAGAGUGGGCACUAAAAAUCUUCCCUCAGCUGCGAGACAAGGUGGUGAUGGUGGAUGCUGCCACCCCUCUAACUAAUGUACACUAUCUGGGCGCUCCAAGAGGUGAGAUGUACGGUGCUGAACACAACUUGGAGCGCUUCAGCCCAGACACGGUUGCGAGAACACGCCCGCAGACACCGAUCAAUGGACUUUACCUGACAGGUCAGGACGUAUUCUGUAACGGCAUGGCUGGGGCUCUGCAUGGAGGACUGCUCUGUGCCUCGGCCGUCCUCAACCAGAUCCUCUACAUUGACCUUCUAGCCCUGAAGAACCGCAUCAAAAACAAACAGAAGAAUCAGAAGAAGAACUGUGACUGAAGAAAAGGAUGAAGAGAGAGGAGACAGAGGCGAGAGAGGAACUCAAUGAAGACAGAAGACAUGUAGGAAGUAAAGAAAGUGCAACUGACUGAAUUGAAUGAAAACAGGAAGGAUGAAAAGAAAGAAACUGAUUUGGCCCCGAGUCAGAGGGAACGUGGUAUGGUCUAUAGCGUAUAGUUUAAUAUUCAUAAUGUAAAAUCAAAAGGUUGGAACCAGAUAUCAUUUAGUUGACAGAUAUUUUAAUACAGGGACUAACUCUACACAUCCGUGUCCAUCUGCUCCCGGCGCCGGACAAACUGGCAGCCUGCUCGCUCAGACAUCUCUCUGUGUUUGUAUGUACACUGAACAA